CUUAAAUUGGUCCCAAGUGGCACCAACGGACGUGCACCUGCGACUCCUUCCUCCGUUCUCAAAAGUUACUCUUCCUCUGAACCAGAAGGAUCAUUCAGCAUGUCUCUGUCAGCCGCCGCGAGCCAGCCCAAGGACCAGCCGAAAUCCAAGGAAAAGACAAAGGCAAAGAAGAGAUAUCUGAAAGCGAAGAAAGAGCGACGCAAAAAUCGCAAGGCACUGUCCGGCUCAGGUCGUGCGCACGAUCAUCGCGCGUCUGACCAGCGUAAUUCAGAUGCAGAAGGCGACGACGAUGAUCAUGUACUAGAGAGAGAAGAUGAUGAGCAGCCGGAAGAGCCGUCUGUGGUAGAGAAAUCACGGAAGGGGGAUGACGAACGGCCGCGGAAACGGAGAAAACUCAACAAGCAUCGAGAGCAGGCUGUUCCUUCAUCACCGGAACCCUCCAAAACGAACACAAUUCCGAAGGACACUGACAAAGAUGAUGAGGCCAUGCCGGAAGAAGCAUCCACUUCCUCUGCAGCUCAUCGGUCGCCGACGCCUCCUGUCGCGCUCCCGGCAUUCCCUCUACCCAGGCGUCCAAACGCGCCAUCGAAAAGGACUUUAGCACUACAAGGGCUGGACAAAGCUCUCGUCGAGGCUGAGAUCGUCGACCCCGCCACCCUGCAAGAGCUCCUUUCUACAGCUGACGCGGAUGGUGGCACGAGACUUGGCGAGAAGACGCGGAAGAGGUUGAAGGAGCUGGGCAUCACUGAGUUGUUUGCCGUACAGACGGCCGUUGUCCCAUUCUUGCUCUCGUCUGAGAAAACGAGACAUCUGUACUUGCCGUACGAUCCCCCCAGGGACUUGUGUGUUUCAGCACCCACGGGAAGUGGAAAGACGCUUGCAUACGUUUUGCCUAUCGUCGAGGUUCUGUCCGCGAGAAUCGUCACCCGACUACGAGCACUUAUCGUGCUGCCCACGCGUGACUUGGUCACACAAGUGCGGGAGACGUUCGAGGCUAUUGCCAAAGGCCGAGGGCUAAAGAUCGGCACCGCGACAGGCCAACACUCAUUUGCACAUGAACAAGGUCAACUUAUUGCAGACAGGUCUACACACCUACAAGGUGGUUCUAGCAAAAUAGACAUCCUCAUCUGCACGCCUGGGCGACUAAUGGACCAUCUUAAUGGAACACCGAACUUCUCUUUGCAGCAUCUGCGAUUCCUUGUGAUCGAUGAAGCUGACCGGCUGCUAGCCCAAUCCUUCCAAGACUGGCUUGCCCAGGUCCUUGCCGCAACCCAACCUCCACCACUACCAGCACCUUCACCAAGCCCUAACCCGCCCGACCUUUCUCUCCUCGCUUCCCCAUCUCUGAGCAGCACGGAUCCCUCCUCUUUCCCACUCCCCCGUGCAGAUGCACUCGCUCCGGCAUUCCUCCAUCUCCUCGACGGAGUCCCGUACGUGCGGACGGACGUUGACGAGCGACGCGAGUCGUCCUGUCAAAAACUGCUCUUCAGCGCGACGCUCACGCGUGACCCGGCGAAGAUCGCUGCGCUGGGGUUGCGUGAGCCCAAGUAUUUCAUCGUGCAGGGGAGGAAGGGCGAAGGCGAGGAAGAGGAAGAGGAGGCCGGUGUGCUGGAUACAGUGAUGGAGAAGUUCAGUAUGCCUGCGACGUUGACGGAACACAUGCUCGUGUGCGAGUCGUCAGAGAAGCCGCUCAUGCUUUUCCAUCUUGUGCAUAUGCGCGGUGUCACAAACGCGCUCGUGUUCACCAAAUCGGCAGAGUCUACGGCGCGGCUUGUAAAACUCUUCGAGUUCUUCGAAACCACUUUGGGACAAGAUAGGACACGUCAAAAAGAGGGCCAGAUCAUUGCGCGCGCAUAUAGCAGCGAUCUCAGUCCGGGCGAGCGUAAGACGAUCCUGGAGAAGUUCAAAGCGCAGGAGAUCCACAUACUGGUCUGCUCGGAUCUCAUCUCGCGUGGAAUUGACAUUAGCCACGUCUCGCACGUCGUGAGCUACGAUGCACCGGUGGAUAUGCGGAAGUACGUGCAUCGUGUGGGGCGGACGGCGCGUGCCGGGCGUGCGGGCGAUGCUUGGACGUUGGUGGAGGAACAGGAGGCACGGUACUUCAAGUUGAUGCUCAAAGAGUCGGACCAUCUGGAGAAGGUCAAGAGGUUGCGAGUGAAUGAGAAGGACGUUGCCCCGUUGCAACCUGCAUAUGAGAGCGCACUUGGACAGCUGAAGGACGCGUACGCUCGUAAUCCCAUCUGAGGCGUUGCUGUACGCCUUGGUUUCAUUUGCUGUCCGAGUGGAGGUUGUCUCGUUGGGAGGAAGUUAGAGCGGUACUGCCUCUGUUCACGUAAUCUGAUCGAUGCUGCAUAUAAUCGACGUAAUUCACUCUGUGUUAAAGGUGUCAUUGUGGAGAACCCGUUGCUGCAUGGUCUGAAUCCAUUCAUGGCUCUCUGUUAGCUGCAUGUAUACAAGGCGUCUCCUGCCUUCGAAUGGAGUUUUGGUUUUCCC
This is a messenger RNA of Laetiporus sulphureus 93-53, 2493 nucleotides long. RefSeq names its product DEAD-domain-containing protein. Lineage: Eukaryota; Fungi; Basidiomycota; Agaricomycetes; Polyporales; Laetiporaceae. Bases 100 to 2244 code for a protein of 714 amino acids. Gene Ontology annotation, cellular component: nucleus. The transcript has 11 exons. The record is from RefSeq and is a predicted model, not a curated record. Gene Ontology annotation, molecular function: nucleic acid binding; ATP binding.